Molecule: messenger RNA, 1824 nt
Organism: Dermochelys coriacea (leatherback sea turtle)
Lineage: Eukaryota; Metazoa; Chordata; Testudines; Dermochelyidae
Gene: OCIAD1
Product: OCIA domain containing 1
Exons: 8
Coding region: 1078-1683 (201 amino acids)
Cellular component (GO): endosome
Source: RefSeq, a predicted model, not a curated record
GACCUGUCCAUGACUUUUACUAAAAAUAUCUGUGACAAAAACUCAUCCUUAAUUAUGGAUGUUCCUUUGUAAUUUGAAGUUUUGCUCUUCCAGUGCUGUGAGGUCCAGUUAGUGAGAUAAAUGUAUCAUGAAUUGAUAAUGUAGAAUAACUUCUCUCUAAAAAUGUUAUCUUUUAUUCAUAGUAUUAGGUGUUCACCACUGCCUAACAUCACUUAGUUCUCUCACAAUAAUGGUGACGAUCAGGCACUCCAAGUUCAUGGGGGGAGAGUAGUGGAGGGGUUGGUCAGCCUUCACCUUAUAACAUCUUAUAGAUAACUGAAAUGUUUUAUGUGGUUAGGACUUUUUUACUGUGUUAAGUUAUAAUGACUAACACCAAUAUGAUCCUAGUGCUCUGUGAAUAGUUAGACUCUGUUGACCUUCAAGGCAGGCUGCAAGAUCUUUUUACCCAGGCUUUUGUGAUGGGAGGAAUACAAUAAGGGUUGGUAUUUAAGGGUUUUUGGUUAUUUGCUCAUGUCUGGAUAAGCUGCUUUGUAUUCAAUGUUAUUGUAUCUUUAAAGUUAUACCUAAGGCAGCAAGAGGCUAAAUCUAACUAAAUUAAAUAGCUAAUAUUGCUAGCCCGAUGAGGCAUUCACAGGUGAAUAAAGGCCCCGAUUUAUUAAAUUACAGCUAUUUCUUGUGACAGUGUAGAGAUUAGGAAAAGCAUUUUUAAAAAGCUUCAUUCUGUUAAUAUUUUCAUAUACGUAUCUUUUAAUGUUCAAUUUUCAUAAUGAAAGAAUCCUGUAGGUAUGGCUUACGUACCAACAGAGGAUGAAAGAAGAAUUUUCAGGGAAUGCAACGAAGAGAGCUUCUGGUAUAGAUUCUCUUGAUUAGAAUCAGGAUCAAUAAUGCAAAUAGGUCUCCAUUGUGGUGCAUACAAUGAACGAUACAUAAGUGACCAGACAUAGAGAAAUAAGCAUCUGCUGUCCUUUCCCUGAAGAGAACCUCUCCAUGGCACAUCACAUCCUUGUGACCUGACUUUAACUUCAAGAGCAUAAUUAUAAGAGCAUAAUUUUUGCUGUUCCUAUUUCUGCGGUAAGCAUGAUUGUCACUCAGGGCUUAAUUAAGAAAGGAAUUCUCACCACUCAUUCAAGGUUUGGCUCUCUUCCCAAAGUUGCAUUUGCCGGUAUAUGUGGAUAUAUUGCUGGAAAGAUUUCUUACAUGUCAGCGUGCCAGGAGAAAUUUAAGAGACUGGAGAAUUCCCCGAUAGGAGAAAGUAUACGACAAGGGCGCAGACCUCUUCCACAUGAAUAUGCUGCUCAAAAAUCAGAGUUUGCAAAUUUGCCUUCUCAGUCACCUUUUGGAUCUUCUCCAGCAGCUGAAGCCCCACUUUCUUCCAGCUAUUCACAUGAAUAUAGUUCAACAAAUCAGUCCGGCUCUAAUUAUGAACCAAUUCCAUUCAGUUCUUCUCUGAAUGAAUCCUCUCCUACUGGAGUUACUGAACAUAAUGCCCCAGAACCUGUUCCAUUCCUAGAAGAAAGUCCUAAAAGAAAAAGUGUCUCAUAUGAGGAGUUAAGGAAUAGAAACAGAGAGACAUAUGAAGUAACGGUAACACAAAAGGCAGAGACUCCAGUCAAGUCUUCACAGGAGAGACCAUUUGAAAAAGAAGUUAAAGUAAACAAGUAUGGAGAUGCUUGGGAAGAGUGAGAACUGAAUCUUUGCAUGUACUGAAGGAAGUUAUCUUCAAUCAGCUAACUUCAGCUCCAUCUGUGUUGGUCAUGAAUAUCUGCACACUUCGGUGUAUUCUGCCAAACUGAAAUAUGUUAUAAUAAAGACGACUAGAUUUUA